ACUAAUCCUGUCUUUAAAUAGAUGUAACCUAAAUGUUAAGAUAACCACCUGUUUCGUAGAACUUGCUGGGGGCAGGACACAGCCUGAAGAAGUCAACAUAGGGAACCAAUUACCUCGGUGUGGAUGCCUUGAACGUCUAUUUCCGCUCGGGUCAGUCUACGACGCGCUGUCUGCGCUUGUGAAAUGCACACAUCAACAAGGAGAUACACCAUUUCUCUCCAUAGCAGUUGUCUCUAGAAACACCUCUACUGCUCGCGACUACCUACCAGAAUGAAUGUGGGUGUGGCACACAGUGAGGUGAACCCAAAUACUCGGGUCAUGAACAGUCGAGGGAUCUGGCUGACCUACGCGCUUGGUGUUGGAACACUUCACAUUGUGCUCUUGAGCAUUCCCUUCUUCAGCGUGCCAGUGGUGUGGACUCUAACUAAUGUCAUACACAACUUUGGAAUGUAUGUGUUUAUGCAUGCAGUGAAAGGCACACCCUUUGAGACCCCUGACCAAGGAAAAGCCAGACUUCUUACACAUUGGGAACAGCUUGACUAUGGAGUGCAGUUCACUUCAUCUAGAAAGUUCUUCACCAUCUCCCCAAUCAUUCUAUACUUCCUGGCAAGUUUCUACACAAAGUAUGACACAGCGCACUUCGUCAUAAACACUGCCUCACUUUUGAGCGUCCUGAUUCCCAAGCUGCCACAGCUACACGGAGUGAGGCUUUUCGGCAUCAACAAGUAUUAAGUUCUAGUAAACGCUGUGCCUCAUAGCAACAUGAGUGAA
Messenger RNA from Micropterus salmoides (largemouth bass), 771 nucleotides. RefSeq names its product ORM1-like protein 1. The transcript has 4 exons. Gene Ontology annotation, cellular component: endoplasmic reticulum membrane. Gene Ontology annotation, biological process: ceramide metabolic process; negative regulation of ceramide biosynthetic process; intracellular sphingolipid homeostasis. The coding region runs from base 271 to 732 and encodes 153 amino acids. NCBI's taxonomy places the organism in Eukaryota, Metazoa, Chordata, Actinopteri, Centrarchiformes, Centrarchidae. The record is from RefSeq and is a predicted model, not a curated record.